Molecule: messenger RNA, 486 nt
Organism: Sphaerodactylus townsendi
Lineage: Eukaryota; Metazoa; Chordata; Lepidosauria; Squamata; Sphaerodactylidae
Product: transmembrane protein 229b-like
Exons: 1
Coding region: 1-486 (161 amino acids)
Source: RefSeq, a predicted model, not a curated record
AUGGGGAGGAAAAUGGAGCCCUUGGGCCCUUUGUAUCGGUGGUACAUCUACGCCCUCCAUGGCUACUUUGCAGAGAUCAUGUUCACAGCCGCGUGGAACUUUGUUGUGCACCGGGACUGGAGGUUCUUGGGCGUCACCAGCGUGUGGGCCCUUUUCAUCUAUGGCACUUUCGGCAUGAUCUUGGAGCAGCUUUACCUCCUGCUGAGGGUCCGGUGUAACUUCCUUGUCCGGGCCGCCAUCUACACCUUGUGCAUCUAUGUCUGGGAGUUCUGCACGGGCUACAUACUUCGCUGCUUCAACGCUUGUCCCUGGAACUACAGUGGGUUUCGUUACAACUUCAUGGGCCUCAUCACCCUGGAGUAUUGCCCCAUCUGGUUUGUUGCGUCCCUCUUGUUGGAGAGGGUCGUGGUGUACAACGCACUUCGCCUCCGCCUGGAUGAGGCUUGGAAACCCAAACAGUGCCCCUCUGAACUUAAAGACGACUGA